UAUAACUAGUUAAGUUUUUUUUAUAAAUAAAUCGCUCGUUUCAUGAAGUACACAAUCAGCUAAGGAUAAGAGGCUGUUUUUUCAAGCUACUGAGAAGUUUCAUGUGUAAAAUAGGAAAGAAGGAGAGAGUACAUAACUAUAUAUUUUAUUCCACAAAAUAUUUCAUACAAUUAUGUUGGUUACUUCCCAAUAUAUUUUACAUAUAUCUUCCAAUAUACAAAAUAUGUACCAACCAGUCAUUAAAAGGCAUUUCUCAAAGAUUAAUAAAAUUAUAAAAUUGAGGAAAGAAUGCAAGUUGCUAUUUGGUCCACUAGUUGAGACAAAACCCCAAAAGAAAAAAAGGCUAAAAUUAGAAAAGAAAGGAAAGAUACUCUGUGCAAAAUCGAAUAUGGCUAAUACAGAAUUGUUUUGGCUUACGAAAAAUACUCACAAUAAAUUCAUGAAAAUUAUUACACAGUCACGAAAGGAACAAUUAAAUGAUAAAGAUCAGAGUUCUGUAGAAAAAUUUAGCAAGAUGGAAGUUGAUAACUCAACUGACCAAACUACAGAAAGACUUUUACAUUCUGAAUCUAGUCAAGUUGCUAAAAAAACAGAACUUGAGUUUACUAAUACAACAUCUAAUUUGUCAACAAAAAAUAGUGAUAAUGAAGUUGAAUUGUCUAAUUCAAAUGUAUCUAAUAAUGAAAACACAGCCACAAAAUGUGUAUCUUUUAAUUUUGAAAGAUUGCCUAACAUUAUUAUAAAGAAUUUGCUAUCUUUUUCAAUCAUGGGUAGCAAACAAGAUUUUCCUACACAAUCAACAGAAAUAUUAUCUAUAUCUGGCAAAGGUGAUCUGAAAACAUUAAAAUUUCCUAGCGUAACUAAGAUUCUUACUCAAACCAUGUCACCAGAGUCAAAGCUGGCUCUAGAGAAAUGGAAAGAAAGAAUGAUAAAAAAGCUUGGGCAGGAAGGCUUUGAAAUGCAUCAGAAAGCAUUGUUAGAGGAUGGAACAUCUUUGCAUUCUUGCAUAGCACAAAGUCUACUUGGAAAAGAGUAUGAGAUUCCUUCGAGAAUCGAACCAGUUUUUAAGAGCGUCCAAUGCGUUUUGGAAGAUGUGCAUCACGUAAAAGCGAUCGAAACACAUGUGGCUCACACGAAAUUGCAUUACAAAGGCGUAGUUGACUGUAUAGCCUCUUAUAGGAACGAAAAUUAUGUAAUCGAUUGGAAGAAAUCAGACAGACAGAAAAUGAACUUGAAGCAAACGUACGACGCUCCUAUACAACUCGCCGCGUACAUUGGAGCUAUCAAUGCUUCUAAUCUGUAUCCUUUUGUGAUAAAACGGGGAUUACUCGUGAUUGCUUACACGUGCGGCACACCAGCAACGGUGUACGAAGUGUCCGACAACACGCUGCAACUAUACUGGACAGCAUGGUUGCGCCGCCUGCAAAAGUACCAUGUCGAGACGACGAACAGUGAUGACAACGAGAACAUACGCCAAUAAAGCAUUAAUGUACAGUGUCGCAUAUAUUCAUUAAAACUUCUUCACACAAAGCCAAUUAAAUCCUUAUCCGUCAGCCACAGGUAACUCCCGACAGGAGUCGGCGGGAGAAGUUUUUAAUUCCAUCCUUUGCGCGUUAGAAGUUGCAAUAAUCUAUAGUCUUCGGGGAGUAGUUGGGAAAGCCCUUUCUGAGUCCGUAGGAAACCAGAGGACGCAGGAUACAGCAAGAGAGGGAAACCGCGCCGAUACGCCGACUUAUUAAGCCCUGCGGUGGGCUCGGCAUUUAUGAUUUAUUACAAACCUAUGCGCAUUUUCCGCAACUCUUGGCGUAACGGUUAUUAAGAAAAUACGCGACAUAUUUAUAAUUUGUGAAAUACAUUUACGCCGUUAUUAAAAGCAUUGCUACUUAUGAAAGCUGUAUUUUUCUGAAGUUAAUAAAUUCUCAGA
Molecule: messenger RNA, 1924 nt
Organism: Mycetomoellerius zeteki
Lineage: Eukaryota; Metazoa; Arthropoda; Insecta; Hymenoptera; Formicidae
Product: mitochondrial genome maintenance exonuclease 1
Exons: 5
Coding region: 173-1480 (435 amino acids)
Biological process (GO): mitochondrial DNA replication
Cellular component (GO): mitochondrion
Molecular function (GO): single-stranded DNA exodeoxyribonuclease activity
Source: RefSeq, a predicted model, not a curated record